Messenger RNA from Linum trigynum, 2149 nucleotides. The record is from the annotation of a GenBank genome assembly. NCBI's taxonomy places the organism in Eukaryota, Viridiplantae, Streptophyta, Magnoliopsida, Malpighiales, Linaceae.
GCCAGUGGAAAACCAUUAACUACAAUUCUCCGUCGUCCGGGUCGAAGCACCCUUCUCUUCCGACCAAAACCUCCCCUCUCCAUCCGACCAAAGCACCCUUCUCUUCCGACCUCCGGAGCCACUUUCUUCCUCUCAGCUCACCUUUUUCAUUUAAUACGCUACCUAUCCGAAGCCGGUGCUACAGCUGCUCCGUCAGCGCGGAGUCCCGCCGCCAUUCCCACCCUGCAGUUGUGCUGCUCUAACCCUAAAAUUUCCUUCAAGAAAGUAGAAACCCGUAAUUGCUUCCGAUUGACCAACGGGGUCAUCGUGGUAGCUCUUCAAACUUUCACCGGCCGGUCCAGCAAUCAAUCAGCUUAAUUUUAUCGUCGCCGAUCUUGUUAUCAACAGGUCAUUGAGAUUUUUUGCUCCAAGUGAGUCAAAUUGAGCUGCAAACUUCAGUUUUCCCUUAUUUACCUUUCCUUGGAUUCAACAGGUGGCGUAUCAGAAGGUAUUUGCAAGUUCCUAAGGCACUAAAGUUCUGUAUUUUGGUCAGUGUUCAUCGUAAUUCCUCAAAAUUUGGCUGCUUUUCGUUUUGUUCCUAAAUGUGCGAUUCCAGUUUUUUUCCUUAGGGAGUUGAUUUUGAGUGUCUUACCCGUUAUUGCUUCCAUGUGAUUAGGUGCCUAGCAAUCAGCUGCUAAUUCAGUCUUGCGGUUACUGACGACUUGUCUCCACAUUGGUGACUUAUGGGUCCUCUGGCUGAUAACUCUGCCGAUGGUUCAGUGACAAACAUGGAGCAGUUUCUUUGCGAACGUUUAGUUGACCCCUCCCAGCCAAUAUCUGAAAGGUUCAGGGUCCUCUUUUCGCUUCGCAACCUCAAAGGUCCAGGACCUCGGGCUGCUCUUAUUCAAGCUACAAGGGACUCCUCAAAUCUGUUGGCACACGAGGCUGCAUUUGCAUUAGGCCAAAUGCAAGACUCUGAGGCUAUCCCGGCUCUGGAAGCAGUUCUAAAUGAUCUCUCUUUGCACCCAAUUGUUCGCCAUGAGGCUGCAGAAGCCCUUGGUGCAAUUGGUUUGGAGAGUAAUAUACCACUUCUAAAGAGAAGUUUGGCCUUAGAUCCAGCUCAGGAGGUAAGAGAAACUUGUGAACUAGCUCUCCACAGAAUUCAAGAGAUGAAUGCUACAAAUGGUGCUGAUCAAUCAGCUGUAAUGGAGAAGUCGCCCUUUUUGUCAGUUGAUCCAGCUGCACCAGCUUCCUCUUGUUCUUCUGUCAAUGAGCUCAGGGAAGUUCUUCUCGAUGAAGAAAAAGCCAUGUAUGAACGAUAUGGCGCUCUUUUCGCACUACGUAACCAUGGUGGGGAUGAAGCCAUUUCUGCUAUAAUAGAUUCAUUGCAGUCAAAGAGUGCCCUGCUUAAGCACGAGGUUGCUUAUGUUUUGGGCCAGUUACAGAACAAAGCUACUUCAGCCGCACUUAGCUCUGUACUGAGGGAUGAACACGAACAUCCAAUGGUCAGACACGAGGCUGCUGAAGCUCUUGGUUCUAUUGCUGAUGAUAAAAGCAUCCAACUUCUGGAGGAAUUCUCAAAGGACCCCGAGCCUAUAGUCUCACAGAGCUGUGAAGUUGCCCUAAGCAUGCUAGAAUAUGAAAGAUCCGGGAAAUCGUUCGAGUACCUUUUCAUGCGAGAUCCACUAGCACAGGCGUAAACUAGCCGUGCGUGUUCCUGCAAAUUUACAGAGCUGCUCAACCUCAAAGAGUUAUUAGUCCUUGAAUGAAGCAGUCGAGGAUUAGGUGUUGCUUUAAGUUUGAUAUGAACAGUCAAUAUCAUAAACAUAUUAACUUUACAUAUUUAAAGCUUAAACAGUCUAAUACUAGCUAGAAUUGGAAAAACCGAGAUCGGCAAAGACCAUUUUAGUUUCUUCUGUUUGUUCGUAUCGCUCUACCCUUGAUAUCAACUAUAUGAGAUUUUUGUCUGGAUGGAUGAGCUUUUCCACGUGGUGGAUGAGUGGCUGAUUGCGUACACAUUGUGUCGAUAAUGAUAAAAGACCAAUGACUGAAUUUCUGGAACUAUAUAUGGAAGUGAGAAAACCCAACAUUAUUUAACUCCAAACGUGUAAUGGAGCAUUGUGUUCUCAGAAACAAUGAGAACAAGAACGAAUAUAAUCACGAUUAGAAC